GCUCCACCAAAUCUAUACAUAUAUACACCAUUUUAAUUUAGUUAUCUCACAAUUGUGCACCCUUUAACAAUGAUGAAAAAGGGAAGCAUAGCUACCUUUUCCACAAACCAAAAACAUUCAAGCAAAUAUGGUGUUAGAUCUAUUAGUUUACCAACAAGAUCACAUCCAAGCACAAUACAAAUUGAAGAAGAAUUAAUCAAACUCAAAUCAUGGGAAACAUCAUCAACAUCAAAGGUUGAAACAAUUUGUUUUGGUCUCUCUGGCCUAACAGAAUUGUACAAAUGCAUAGAACAUCUUCUAAAAUUGCCACUAACACAACAAGCAUUAUCUCAACACAAAAAUGAGAAAUGGGUGGAUGAGUUGUUAGAUUUUCCACUUAGAUUCUUAGACCUUUUGAGCAAAACAAGAGAUGAUGUUUUGUUAAUGAAAGGAAAAGUUGAAGAGCUUCAAUCUGUUCUUAGAAGGAGAAAAGUUGGUGAUAUGGAAAACCAUGUUGCUGAAUAUUGGUGUUUGAGAAGGAAAAUGAGAAAGGAAUGUACAAAAUCACUUCUUUUGUUGAAACAAAUUGAUGGGUCAAUUGGAUCAUCAUUUUUUUCAUUGGAUCUUAAUAAUCAUCUUUGUUCAAUUGUAAAAGUGCUUAUUGAAGCUAGUUUGAUUACUAGUUCAAUCCUUCAAUCACUUGUUGUGUUUCUUUCUUCACCAAUUUUGAGAUCAAAGGUUAAUAAAUGGUCAUUGGUUUCAAGGUUGAUGCAGAAGGGUGUGUUUGGUUGUGAUAAUCAAAAUGAGAAUAUUAAUGAGUUGGAAAAAGUGGAUUUUGGAGUUAGUAGUUUGAUGAUUAUGGAAAAUGAGGCUGAGAAGAUUCAAUCUGCACAUGGAAGAUUAGAAGCUUUGGUGGUGGCUAUUGAAGGAAUUGAAAAUGGAUUAGAAUGUUUGUUUAAGAGAUUGAUUAAUACUCGUGUGUCUUUUUUAAAUAUUAUUUCUCCUUAAUUAAUAUGGAUUAUGAAAUCAUAUUAUAGGGAUGACAUUUUCCAAAUGUACAGAUUGUCAGAUUACACAUGAUUUUGUACUUAUUGUUAUUGAUGCAUUUGUACAAUUUGUUUGUUACUUAAGUUUCUUAAAUUGAAGUUUUGUA
This is a messenger RNA of Medicago truncatula (barrel medic), 1132 nucleotides long. RefSeq lists its product as uncharacterized. Gene Ontology annotation, biological process: root development; shoot system development. Lineage: Eukaryota; Viridiplantae; Streptophyta; Magnoliopsida; Fabales; Fabaceae. Bases 70 to 987 code for a protein of 305 amino acids. The transcript has a single exon. The record is from RefSeq and is a predicted model, not a curated record.